Molecule: messenger RNA, 823 nt
Organism: Ectocarpus siliculosus
Lineage: Eukaryota; Phaeophyceae; Ectocarpales; Ectocarpaceae
Source: the annotation of a GenBank genome assembly
AGAUCAAAUGCACCUCCGCGUAUGCUUGGUAGCAACAGGCUUGGUGCCAGCACACGGAUUUCUCUCUUACAGGCCCUUUCAUCAUCGUCGAACCCCAUUCAACACCGCCAGACCCAUCAUGUCUGCAGCUGGACACGGCACGGACAUGAACGUGCUUCCGGCCAGCGCGUUGUCGUUCAUGAGAGUGGUGGGCAAGCUGAAGGAGCUCAAGAGGACCGGCUGGGUUCAUCGAGGAGUCGCUAAACCAGAGUCGGUGUCCGAUCACAUGUAUCGCAUGGCAAUGUGCUCCUUCCUCAUCACGGACCCGACAUUGGAUCGAUCGCGCAUUAUGAAACUGGCGAUGGUACACGAUCUCGCCGAAGCCCUGGCGGGAGACAUCGCGCCCUUCCAGAAGGUCUCUAAGGAGGACAAGCGUCGCCUGGAGGAGGAAGGGCUAGACAAGAUAUGCGCAACCAUUGGCAGCGAUCCCAUCGCUCUAGAGAUCAAAAAGCUGUGGUAUGAGUACGAAGACUGCACGUCCGAGGAGGCGAGGGUGGUCAAGGACUUGGAUAAGCUGGAGAUGAUUGUCCAGGCAGACGAUUACGAGAAAGGUCAAGGACUCGACCUGGGCGAGUUUUUCGAGAGCACCGAAGGGUGCUUCACCACCCCCCAGGUGCAGUCGUGGGACAAGGAACUGAGGGAGCAACGGGCUGCCCGUCGACAAGAAGCAAAACCAUCCAAUCAGCCACCAGCAACGACGUCAGAUUCGUGCACGAAAACCUCGGUCGAGAAGGGGGCAGCAAGAGGGGAUACCGGCACCUGCGACCCUAGCCCAGACCCUUGA